Messenger RNA from Rana temporaria (common frog), 4814 nucleotides. It is a transcript of the gene RBL1, whose product is annotated as RB transcriptional corepressor like 1. Gene Ontology annotation, biological process: cell differentiation; regulation of transcription by RNA polymerase II; negative regulation of G1/S transition of mitotic cell cycle. The record is from RefSeq and is a predicted model, not a curated record. NCBI's taxonomy places the organism in Eukaryota, Metazoa, Chordata, Amphibia, Anura, Ranidae. The transcript has 22 exons. Gene Ontology annotation, cellular component: chromatin; transcription regulator complex; nucleus. Bases 114 to 3248 code for a protein of 1044 amino acids. Gene Ontology annotation, molecular function: RNA polymerase II transcription regulatory region sequence-specific DNA binding.
GAGGUGUGAGCCUGUCCGGUUUUCGCGCCUUUUUGGUGUCGCGGAGGAUUGUGGGAAGGAGAAGUGCGAGGAGACCAGGCGGAGGACUUAUAAUAAUUAUAAUAGGAAUAAUAAUGAUGGAGAGGGACGAGUCCUCCAACUCCUCGGACGGGGGAGUCGGGGAGAGGGCCCGGGAGGAGCUGGAGAGUCUGUGCGGAGAACUGAACCUGGAGGAGGAGACGGCGGUCCGGACACUCAGCAACUUCACCCGGACACGGAGCACCUACAGCCUGGAGGGCGAUGUGAAACACUGGCUUGCAUGCGCAUUGUACGCAGAGUGCCGGAAAGUCGUCAUUCCAACUGUUGGAAGAGGUAUUAUGGAGGGAAAUGGAGUGUCCCUCACUCGUAUACUCCGUUCAGCCAAACUUAGCCUGAUUCAGUUCUUCAAUAAAAUGAAGAAGUGGAUGGACAUGUCAAACCUUCCCCAGGAAUUCAGAGAGCGAGUAGAACGGCUGGAAAGGAACUUUGAGGUAUCUACAGUAAUCUUCAAAAAAUUUGAACCAAUAUUCAUGGACAUGUUUCAAAAUCGCCAUGAAGAGCCUCCUAGGCUUCCUAGAAGUAGGAAACAAAGGAAGUUGCAGUGUAAUGUUAAAGAUCUUUUCAACUUCUGCUGGACUCUAUUUGUAUAUGCAAAGGGAAAUUUUAGUCUGAUUGGCGAUGAUUUGGUUAACUCUUAUCACUUGCUUUUGUGCUGCCUGGAUUUGGUUUAUGUUCAUACUUUGCAGUGUCCUCAUAAAGAUGACCUUCUGAAUCCAUCAUUUACAGCAAAGUUGCCAGUUCCUGAUAUGGAUAGCAUUGGUGAUGAUGAUCCUCCCUGCAUUAUCAAUGCACUGUGUGAAUACUACGAUGGGCUUGCAGUGGAAGCCAAAGGGAUAAAAGAGCAUUACUUCAAGCCUUACAUCUCAAAACUCUACGACAGAAAGAUUCUUAAAAGGGACUGCUUGCUGGACCUCUCUAGCUUCCCGGAUAAUAACAAAGCUUUGAACAGAGAAUAUGAGGAAUAUGUGCUAACAGUGGGGGACUUUGAUGAGCGUGUGUUUUUGGGAGAUGAUGCAGAAGAAGAGAUUGGAACACCAAGGAAGUUUAUUGCAGAUCUCCAUAUUGGCAACUGCACACCAAGAAAACAAGUGGAGUCAAACCUCCAACAGCAUUUUGAGAGGAGGCGAUUUGCUCCUUCCACUCCACUAACUGGUAGAAGAUACCUGACAGAGGAAACUGUUACAAUUACACCUGUAUCAUCAGCAACACAAUGUGUGAGCAAACUGCAGAGCAUGGUGACCGGACUCAGGAAUUCCCCCAGUGAGCAGCUUCUUAAUGUCUUUAGGGUAUGUGCUCGAAACCCCAUGGAGAAUAUUCAGAAUAUUGUGAAGGACAUUGGUCAGAGGUUUUGCCACCAUUACACGCAACCAUCAGGGGAUCAGGCUGGUUCUCAUAUGGAUUUUGCAGUUAACCGUUGGAAAUUGGCAGAAAUUUUGUAUUACAAAGUUUUGGAGUCGAUAGUUCUCCAAGAAACAAGGCGCCUUCAUGGCAAAGACCUAACUGCUCUGCUGGAGCAGGAUAUAUUCCACCAGUCGUUGGCAGCUUGCUGUCUGGAAAUUGUGCUUUUUGCAUACAGCUCUCCUCGUAUUUUUCCUUGGACAAUUGAGGCUCUCAAUAUAAGUCCUUUUUAUUUCUACAAGGUUAUUGAGGUGUUUAUCCGCUCGGAGGAUGGAUUGUCUCGGGAUAUGGUAAAGCACCUUAACACCAUUGAGGAGCAAAUCCUUGAGAAUCGCGCCUGGACGAGUGAUUCUAACUUGUGGGAGUUGCUUCAGGCAGCUGGGUCUGUUCCAACAUGUGAAGAGGUUAUCAUACCUAGCAACUUUGAAACUGGUAAUGAAGCUGGUUUAGGACACCUUCCUAUGAUGCCAGCUUCCCCUAUCAUUCAUCCACGUUUAAAAGAAGUCCGCACAGAUUUUGGAGGCUCAUGUAGGCGAGAUUUACAGCCAUUGUCUCCUUUGUCCGUUCAUGAACGGUAUAACUCUCCUGCUGCUGGUAGUGCCAAAAGGAGGCUUUUCGGAGAUGAUGGACCUAAAGAGUCACCAGUUGAGAGACUUCAUACAACCCCAGAAAUCACUAGAAUAAGAAUUAUUCCUAGCCAGCCACCUGAGCAGCUGUGUAUGUCGCCAGACAAAAUUCUAUCUGGACAGAGGCUAAGCAUACCUUUAGCAGUAACUCUUAAUGGUGGCGGGCAUCCCUCUUCUCCAGAAAAUGAGAAUGGAGUUCAAAUCCCCCUUACUGCCCAAGCUCUGAUCAGUCCAUCCACAAAACGGCAGGUCUUCCGAGCCCAAGACGGAUGUCCCACAUCUGCUAUCAAGCCUAAAAGAACCGGUUCUCUUGCUCUAUUCUUUAGGAAGGUUUAUCACUUGGCAAGUGUUCGCCUGAGAGACCUGUGCUUAAAGCUCGAUUUGUCCAAUGAUCUGAGACGUAAAAUCUGGACGGUGUUUGAAUACUCAUUGGUUCAUUGUACAGACCUAAUGAAAGACCGACAUCUUGAUCAGCUGUUACUAUGUGCCAUUUACAUUAUGGCAAAGAUCACAAAAGAAGAGCGACUAUUUCAAGAUAUUAUGAAAUGUUACAGAAAUCAGCCUCAAGCUCAAAGCCAUGUGUAUAGAAAUGUAUUAUUGAAGAAGGUUCCUCAAGUGGAAGAAGAUGAAGUUGAAACCAGCCAAGAUGUGGAAAUGAUUGAUUGUGACUCUGAUGACACUCCGAACUUAAACAAUGUUGGUACUGACAACCAAGUAGAGAGAGGAGAUCUCAUUACGUUUUAUAACAACGUCUACGUGGAACAAGUUAAAAUGUUUGCACUCAAAUAUGCAGCCAUCAACGGUGAACAUCUGGUUGUGGCUCCUCCUCUGUCUCCAUUCCCGAGCAUCAAACAGCGACCUGUCUCUCCUCGCCGUGUCUCCCAGCAGCACUCCAUUUAUGUGUCCCCGCAUAAGAUCACUGGUUGCCUAACUCCCCGCACUGCUCUGCUCUACAAGUUCAAUGGAAGUCCAUCUAAAAGCCUGAUGGAUAUAAACUGCAUGAUUAAACAGGACCAGAGAAGCCGUAAGCGAGCAAUAACAAUUGACAGCGAUUCUGAUUCCCCGGCUAAACGCCAGUGCCAGGAAAACGAUGACGCCUUGCUGAAACGUCUUCAGGAUGUUGUUAGCGAAAGAGCUAACCACUAAUGGUUAUGAGCCUGUCUGUGCGUCCUUUUACCUGCACAUUGCACUAUAUUACAGCACUAAAUUCUACACUGGGACUUAUUUAUUUAAAAAAAAAAGCGCUGCACAUAGCAGCCAAUGAGCUUAUUUUUGGAACAGUAGCGAGUAUUUUGGUGGCCAUGACCAGUGUUUUUACUUCGGUUGUCCUAAAAUUUUUUAUAAAGGAGCUCCACAGUGUUUAUCAUUUAGUAUCUUUUGUCGAUGGCAUUAAUUCCUUGUAUGUAAAAAUGUCAAAAGAUGGGACUCACAGAAAUUGAGUAUUAAUAUAUGAAUUUGGGUGCUAGAACGCAAGCAAGUGCUCCCUUUAAGCAUUAUGACAAAACGUGUACUGCCUUAGUGCCUUGCAUUUUUAUCAGGUGAACCCUGCCUAAGAAGCCCAGCAGUUACUACUGGGAACUUUUAUUCUACUUUGCACAAUCUACAAAACUUGGCUUUUUUUUUUACUUUUAAGGGUCAGUCUACCUGUUUUAGUUACAUGAUCUUUUUAUACCCAGAAUGGAAUUCUGGGUAAACAAAUUGAUCAGUUUUAAGUGGAUUUAGGGGAAGGUCUGUCUUGUGAAGUUUUAAGUGCAUGUCUGGGGGAUAUGCAUUACAAGCACAUAAUCCAUAUGUUAAAAAUCACUGCAGGUACAGCAAAAUGUUAAUCUGCCACAACAUUUGUUUCUAAAUUUCCUGUCUGCACUGACAAAUGCAUAGGAUUCACAUCGCUACAUUAUCCAAGUAGUGUUGUCAGCUGUUGCAGAGUUUUCCAGUCCGCAGGGAGAAUGUUGAAGGGCUGAUACCACUACAUGGGAUUUCAGUGCAGGCAUUACUACUUCAGAUCAUUACCUGAUGGUAGAAGCUCACUGGCUUUCUGGCAGGAGCGAGAACUAUAUUUGGUACUUGCAACCUCUCUAUAAAGAAACAAAACAAAGAGAAUAUAUGUGCGCAUUGCAAUGUGUUCUCUCUACUAUCAAACCGCCCCCCCCCCCCCCCCCAGACAUUACGUUUUAAAAUAUGAAGUUAUGCAAUGUUGCAUAAUAUGAGACAAGUAGCAUACUGCAUUGCAAUAUCUCUAAUUGUAUGGAAGCUUUUUAUGUGUAUACAUGGUUUUAGCAAUCUGUAGUAUGAUUUUAUAACACUCUUGUUUGAGAAUGCACUGUUCUCAAGACACUGUAGCUUUUGCAAGUGCAUCCAUUCACUAUAAAUGUCCUGUUUUUUUUUUUUAUUAAACUAAUUAUAUUUUUAAUAAAACAAAGUAUUUUAGUCCUUCUGCAGCAAACACUUUGCCCAGUUUAUAUUCUGCUUUUGUAAUAGUGAAUCUCAUUCUCUCGACAGGCUCAUUUUUAUUGCGCAUCUUAAGCUAGACAUUGUUGUGUAGUAUCUACACAUUCGUUAUAUUUGUAAUAACUUUAUAUGAAUUGUACAUAAUGAAUUUCUUGGUCUGAUUCUUAUGUGGAGUGAUAUCCUAAAGACUCCCCUAAGGGUCUCAGGUUUCUUGUGUUUGCACAUGUGUAUAAAUGUACAAUAAAGGCUCAUUUCUUUCCCUUC